GUGCUUCCCAGAAUUCCUCACUGGAACAGUGUGCCGUCUGGAUUUGUUAAUUUCACGAUGCCUUCGUGGCCAAAUACUGUCGAAAUGUAGCUGCAAACAUCAUAGAUUUGUACUAGACCGGGCAUUUAUCUUCACCAAAGACGUUCAGAUGAGAUGGACGCAGCAACGCUAUGACCUUCUGAACUCCCAAGAUCGUUCCAAUGAGCUGGUUUGACACAGCAGGCUUUGCAAACCUUGCGAAGUCUGCGCUCUCAUCAGCGCAGAAGCGCAUUGACCAAGCGCUCGACAUCCAAGGCGAUCCUGGCCCAAGCUUCGCACUGCCAGCAGACACAGAUGCUUUUUUCCUGUCGUUCGGAUUAGCCGACGGCAGCUCUCCCAAGAAGUCUGGUGCCGAGAAGCAGACGGAAGUUCCUUUAAAGCCUGCAGAAUCAAAGUCUAGCAGUUCAUCCCUUUCCACCUGGACUUCAGGAUGGGGGUCGUUUUUGGACGAUACACCCAGUGUUUCCAGCACAACACCCGCUGCUGAAGUUCCAACUACAAUUGCUCCAAAAUCUGUGUCUUCUCCUAUACUGCCUGCAAUUUCUGCUGAAGAUAAAGACACACCUGUGAUCUCUCAGCCGCUGAAAAGCUACGGAGAUGAUACUGCAGCCCCGUCUUCUGACGCAUCUUCAGCACCUGCCACCGAGAAGUCUGACGACGACACCCCAUUGGUGGUCGACCUGCCAAUUUACCCUUCUCUCGACCAAUCGGUAGAGUCGGAUGGAUCGACAGAGACGCUUUUGGGUGCCAGCAGCUCACCUGACGACGCAUUGGUGUCCGGGAGCGCUACGCCCGAUCGAGCAGAGAAAGAUUCUAGUCCACCAGGUUGGAAGACUCCAAGCUGCGAGUCGGGCCAAGACGUCGUGAUAGUCCGAGCACCGGAACAUUCCAACUCGGCGCGAGAAUUCCCCUCGAAGAAGGUUUCCGUCGAGAAGCCAACACCUAGAGAAGGCGACAGCUCUACCGUAGAUUGUACAGAACUCGAAACUCUGGCAGCUACGCCAAGAUGGGACAUAGCCGAAGUGCCCGCGAACUGCGGAUCAGACCUGGGCACGGAAGUAGGCACGGCGGAUGGUGAAUUCAGCAUCGGUGCCAGGCCCGUACGUGAAGCUGUACCAGCAGAAGGUGCGUCACCUGCAUCUUCGCAGGCAUCAUGCGAAGCGAUUGAUGAAGAGAAGGCCCCGCAAGAAUUCCUCGUAGAUAGCAAAGCCGAUGAACCACCAAGCACGGGGGACGCCAAGGACAUCCCGGAGAACUUGGAACCGUCGAAGGACGCGGAACCUGGGCACGUGCGGAAGUCAUCGAGCGAAAGUCCGCCUAAGGAAGACUGUGACGCUCGUUCUAUAGGAAGUGUCCAUUCUGCGGAGACCACGUCGUCUGCUUCGUUUGUGAGGAUUUCUCCGGAUGAGACGGAAGAGUCGCACAAAUCACACAGUCCAUCUUACGACGAAGCUGAGACUGGGACGUCUUCGGACAUCGAAAUCAUCUCUACACCCAAUGGUGACUCGAACAGCGACCGUUUCAGUGCGAUAUCCUCUUCCGCUCAGCUUUGGACUUCCACUCGGCACGAGGAGAAACGUGCCACCAGUCCAGCGCUGAGUGGUGGGUCUGGCGACAAGCUGACGUGUUCUGAAGCCACUCACUGCGGUAUUGAGCUUUCUGAGGUGGAGAAACUUCGUGGGCGUGUGACGGAGCUUCAAGAAGUUCUUGACGCCCGCGAACGAAAAGUCUUUCUUCUCAGCAAGGAGGUCGUGCAGCUGAAUGAAACGAAUGCGGCUCUGCAAAAUUCACUACGGAAACUGGAUGAGAUGAGAGCUCGCGAGACUCAGGACACUUCAAGUCUGACCCAGGAGUUCUCACAACGGCUUGCCAAGCUGGAAACUAGGCUAACCGAUACGGCAAGGGAACGAGACAUUCUGAAAGCGAAGCUAGAUGCAGUACAGCAGGAAUCGGCUACAAAAGUGAGCGCCCUCCAGAUGGAGCAAGUGAUUAGAGAAAAAGAUGAACAGAUAAAAGAACUGAUGUCCGAAGGCGAGAAGUUGUCGAAGCACCAACUUCAACAGUCCACGGUUAUCAAAAAACUGCGUUCUAAGGAAAAAGAUAUGGAAGGCACAAUAAAAUCAUACAAGGACAAGCUAGAAGAUCAGAGCAAGGAAUUGGAACGACUAAGAAAAUCCCUGAGUGCGAAAGAUGAGCAGGAAAAGAAGCACAUUGAUACAAUUCGUCAGUUGACGUCAACCAAUCAAAAGCAAGACAGAGACAUCCAGUCACUGAAGGAGUCCCUCAGUGAUGCAACAGAAAAUGUGGAGACAACCUUGGUGAAACUGAACAGCGCUUACAGUGAGAUAGCUGUACUGAGACAGGCAAAUUCUGAAUGUGAGUCUCGUGCCGAAGAAGCCACCCUCAGUGCUAAGAUGGCCGCCGGAGAAGAACUGCGCAGAGCCUUGGAAGAGACUCGUGCAACAGCACUAACUGAACGCGCAAGCCUUCUGCAACGAAUAGAAGAGCUUCAAGUGGCACUCACCAUGGCAGAGCAGCGGGGUGAACACAGGGAAGACGUGUUGCGUGCCAGUGUGACGCAACUUCAACAGCAAUUGCAAGAUGCUGAAUCACGUAACCAGGAAAUAAGUCAACACAUUUCGUCGGCAACUCGGCCACUGCUCAGGCAGAUAGAGAACCUGCAGGCGACCUUCUCCGUCCAGUCGGCUUCUUGGGAAAAGAUCGAGAAGAGCCUGACCGACCGAUUAUCCGAAGCGCAGACGCAGGCAACCCUGCUCUCUGAACGUGAACGUGCACUGCAGGAGAAAUGCAGCGACUUGCAGGCCAGGCUGACUGGUCUGGAAGCGCAGAAUACAACCCUGCGGAACGACAAGCACAGUCUAAGCGCAGACAUCGAUGUCCUACGGGAGCGCCUCCGUGAUGCGGAGGAUUUUAAGAGACGGGAGAACAACUUUGAAGUGGUCAAGUCUAGGCUGGAGCAGUCGCUGAAAAGUUUGAGAAGUGAAAAGGAGGAGGCCACUUGCAAAGUUAUUGCACUUCAAGAAGAACUAGAAAGUGAGCGACACAAGAACCUUCUGUUGCAGGACCAACUACAAGAGAAGCGUGACGAUGCCUCCCCCUUACCGUCUCCAACCACGUCGCAGUACAGCUCGGUCAGCGACACAUUUAAUGCCAAUGUGGGAACGGAACUCGGAAGCGCCCUGCCGUACAACGUGGCUCCGUCGCGCACCACGUCCCUUUACGAGAGCCUGCGUGCUGCAGGCGGCACGACACUGCUGGAAUCCCUGCAGUCGCAGCUGAAGAUGAAAGAAGGCGAAGUGGGACACCUCCAGGCCGAGAUCACCCAGCUGGAACGGAGCCGCAGCUCGCUGUCGCGUGAGUUGAUGUCACUCAGUGAGAAACUGGAGACAAUGGAGAAAGAAGUGCAGGAACUGCGAGGCAUAAGUCAACAGCAUAAUGAGUUGAACCAGAGGUACAACACCCUACUGCAGAUGUACGGAGAGAAAGUCGAAGAGGCCGAGGAACUACGUCUGGACCUGGAAGACGUCAAGUCCAUGUACAAAGCUCAGAUAAAUGAGUUAAUUGCGAAGCAGUAGAUUCUGAAUCCCCGUGAGAUCAGAGUUCCAUCGUGCAAGAAGUCCUUCCAUUUUAAGACAGUUGAUUUUGUGAAGGAAAACAGGGAUGCGUUGUUUGUGCAAAGGGAGUAUGUUUUUAAUUUGUAUAUCUUGUAAAACUGUAAAUACAUGUGAAUAGAAAGGAUAAGAGUGAAGUGAUAUAUACGAAUGAUUAAAGUCUUCGUUGUUGUU
Messenger RNA from Ornithodoros turicata, 3845 nucleotides. RefSeq names its product TATA element modulatory factor-like (gene Tmf). The record is from RefSeq and is a predicted model, not a curated record. The transcript has 25 exons. Gene Ontology annotation, cellular component: endoplasmic reticulum; Golgi apparatus. Lineage: Eukaryota; Metazoa; Arthropoda; Arachnida; Ixodida; Argasidae. The coding region runs from base 201 to 3635 and encodes 1144 amino acids.